Molecule: messenger RNA, 2756 nt
Organism: Dermacentor silvarum
Lineage: Eukaryota; Metazoa; Arthropoda; Arachnida; Ixodida; Ixodidae
Product: nose resistant to fluoxetine protein 6
Exons: 15
Coding region: 5-2197 (730 amino acids)
Molecular function (GO): acyltransferase activity, transferring groups other than amino-acyl groups
Source: RefSeq, a predicted model, not a curated record
UGCCAUGUGGUUACCAACUGCGCUCCUGUGCGCUAUAUCCGUAAUACAUGCGUCGACCAGCGCAUCUGUCGAACCUGGCACUGAUGUUGUGGCCAAGUGGAAAGCCAUUGAAUCGAAUGCAAAGUCGAUGGUUCAGAAGCUCAUCAGCAUGUCCUAUCGGGAAGUGCUUCCACUGAUUCACGAGGCGGAGCUCUCUAGUGAGUGCUUCAUCAGCCUGACCAGUGUUCUCAGGGGCCUGCAGGAGCUCAACACCGAUAUCGUCAGACUGCUGGAUGCAUCGGGAAAAAUACCCAGUGGUUUCUCCGACGGCAGCCUAGCGGAACUGGGAGACUACGAUCUGUGCCUUCGCCUUGUGGUCCGCAAGAGUACGCCGUCCGGCGUAGGCGAGAAGCUUUUCCGCGGACAAUACUGCAGCUUCACUCUGGACCCUCCCCUUCCCCCGAGACCACCAGUGAUCAGGAACACCGAGCCACUCAUCGACAGCAGCAGUUUCGCCAAUCACUCGGCAAUCAAGGAGACCCUCGAUGUGUCUUGGGGACUGUACACCACCAGACUCCGAAUGGGCGUCUGUGUACCGGAUCAGUGCUCGCCUCCCGAGAUACACAGGAUGCUCCAGGCAGUGUCCGGAAAAUUGCUGCUCAGUACCACUCUACUCGGCUGUGAAGUUAGCGAUGUGGUGAGGCUGAACAAUUCGCAAAUUGCGUCAAUAUUUAUUCUUGGUGGGUUCGUCGUAACUGUUUUGGCAGCGACUUUCUGUGACAUCGUGUUGGGCUGCUUAAAGGAUCAGGGCCGCUACAACAACAUGCCAGGCGAACUACUCCAAUCGUUCUUCAAGUUAUCGCUGCCACGGGUUACGUACAAGCUGUUCAAAGUUGGAAACUCUAAUACCAGCCUCAAGGUGUUGAAUGGCCUCCGAAUUUGCGGUGUCUUCUGGGUGGUGACUUUCCAUACGUACAUUUAUCCGGACAUCGGCACAUACCGCGCUCUCAGGGAGCUCCAAAAAAAUGCCAUCUACAUUCCGUUCCAGUUCAUUAACAACGCUUGGCUCUGUGUCGACAUGUUUUUCUUCAUCAGUGGAUUUCUGAUAAUAUAUAAUCAGCGGAAGAUUCCAUCCAAGAGUUCUUUAUGCCGCUUCUAUGUGAAAAGCUUGAUUCAACGAUACUGGAGACUCAUCCCACUGGCCAUGCUCGUGAUGCUUAUACUGUUCCUGGAGCCGUUGUUUGGGUCUGGUCCCAUUUGGAAAGAGAAGAUAAAUUCCGAAGUGCGCAACUGCGAGAUUCACUGGUGGUCGGUGCUUGGAGGAUUCUCGAACUUCUUCCACGUCGAUGACACGUGCAUUAUACAUUUCUGGUAUAUCAGCGCUGAUCUUCAAAUUUACGCUGCCGCUGUGGCAUUGUCCCUGCUAUCCCUAAGGAAGCGGAGGCUGAGCAUCACGAUAAUGCUCGCCUGUGUCAUUGCAUCGAUGGUCAUGGUAGGAGUGCAAACAUACCUCAGCGAGUACCCACCCACCAUGUUUCUGUUCGGCAGAGAUGUGAAGUUUGCUCUCAUUAUGAAUCGCUGGAUGUACCUGCUGCCACAUACACAUGUGGGUCCCUACUUCCUUGGUGCACUCACUGCCUUCGCCUACGAGCGAUACCGACAAUCGAAGAUCCCUGUGCUACUGCAGUCCGUCCUCUGGGCUUUGUCACUGCUGUUCGUCGGAGCAUCACUCUUUGCUGCGGCUCCCUGGGGCCUAGGCGACUUGCCGACUCUUCCCGUGACAGUCACCUAUGCCACCACGCACCGCAUCGCCUGGGCGCUGGGCUUGGCCUGGAUUGUUUUCUCCUGCGCCACAGGAAGAGGGGGCGUGGUCAACUCGCUGCUGUCCUGGGAUGCCUUGGUGCCGCUGGGAAGGAUGUCCUAUUCAAUAUAUUUGGUGCACGCGUACUUGGUAUUUUACAAGGCCUGGACAAUCCGACAGCGCAUCGAAAAUCACCACUUCCAAAUUAUGUCUUCGGCUGUUUCCAGUUUCAUGAUGGCUAUAGCCGCGGGAUACCUGGUGUACGUGUUUCUUGAGCAUCCCUUGGUUCUCGCCUGGGACAUGGCCAACAAGUGGAUCAACAAGCGCGCCAUGGAAGUAACAACCAAUGCCGAAAAAAGCCCUGGUGCCCUCACGGUGGUUGUGGAAUCGGAGCAACCACCGAACUGCAGGGGCUGAAAGGGCACGAACACCAUUCACACUCAGGAGAAAUCUGUGCUCGAAGGGGAAACACGUAAUCUGGUCGUCGACAGCGUCCGCCUAAACCCCACCAAGGCUGCCUUCUGUUUGCGUGUAGAGACAAGGGGUCCCAAAAGUUAUCGAGUCACAUCUUUCGCUUGAGCCAUAAUACGACCAGUCACAAUGGGCAUCAGAACGACAUCUCGAUCACCAGAGCCUACACCGGCCGUUAGAUAUUAAUAUAGGUGAACACAUUUUACAAAUUGGCUCCAUAUACUUUCGUUAGCAUAACUGUCCAGGAGAAUUCACGAGUGCUCGUCGUGAGGCAGAUAUUUUGCCACAACUUACCGGGUUUCUCUUCACAUGGAAUAUAUUACCACAGCAUUUUAAAACGAUAAAUCAAUUGCUUAUGAUCACCUUCGACUGAAAUACUAAUGAAAGGUUUUAAACCGAGCUUUGUCGUACAUAUUACUUGACAUCUUCGGAACUGCGCAAAGAAAGAGGCAGUAAUAGACGAACACAAGCCGCAGAUUAUAAACCAGCAUUUAUUCGAAAGACA